AUGUCGCAACGGCUUGCUGCACUCCAGGCACUCUAUGAUGAGGGGCAGCGCCCUGACAGGGACAUGUCCAUGGACCAAAGCCUCGACUCGUCCACGUCGCUCGACUUGAGGCCGCCACCGGCGCAGAACCUGCUUAUGUCUACAGAGGAUGAGCAGGAGGAUACGGCAUCUGAAUUGGCCGACGAUGCAGACGAGGAUCGCACGCCUGAAGAGACGGCGCCUACUCCGAAGCGCCCUUCGUCUACGUCUGCGACGCCGCGCACGGCCACGACGCGGUCGUCAUUGUACAAUACGCCUGCGCACUUGGACGAGGGUAGCUUGAAUGAUACGUCGUCAUCCAUUACAACGUCUCUGCGCGCGAGCCAACUUGCUCAGAGUCGCGAUGCGCUGCAUGUGCUGGAUGAGGACGAGGGUGAGGGCGACACCGAGCUGAACGCGUCGCGCUCUGGCCACUGGGGCGUACAGGAGAUGCGCCGCCGGACGGAGGCGGGCAUCUCGAUCAAGUCGACGCUACAGAAAAUUGAGCAGCUCACAGCUGAGCGGGACGAUCUGAAGAUCGAGGUCGACUUUCACCGGCGCAACAUGAGUCCCGAGGACGUCGGCGCCGAGGUCAUAUCGCUGCGCCAGGAGAAGCUCAGCUACGUGCGGCGCCUGCAGAAGAUGACCGAGCUCGUGAAGAGCCAGGACCAGGCACUCAAGACGGUGAACCGGCAGGUAAAGCAGUGGGAGACCAAGCUGGCAGACUAUGAGCAGCUCCAGGAGCAGUUGCGGCAGGCCGAGGCGCGCGCGCACACUGCUGAGCAAAAGCAACGGGGCGACAGCGCCGCGCCCCAUGUCGCGCAACUCGAGGCGGCCCUUCGCGCCGAGCAGGCCGAGCGUCUUGCGCUGCAGGCGCAUGUCGAUGCGAUGCGCGAGGGUGCGGCUCCCUCGUCCGGUGACGAGGCGCUGCGCUACGGAGACAGCAGCGGUGCGGACGAUGCGCCGGCGUUGCAACAACAGCUAGAUGAGCAGCACGACGUGAUCUGUGAGCUGCAGGACGCCCUGGCAGCUGAGCGCCUCGUUGUCGCCGAGAAGGAGGGCGAGAUGGACCGGCUUGAGGCCGCACUGGACGAGGCUGAGUCGAUGACGGGCGAGCUACAGGCGCAGCUGCAGACACGCGAGGCUUCUCAUGCUGCGGCGCUGGCCGACGUGCAGCGGCUCACAAGUGAGCUGGCCGCUGUGCGGCGGCAUCACGAGGGCAUCGAGGCGGCGCUUCAGGAGCAGUGUGCCGCGUCUCGGGCGCAGUUCGACGAUGCUCAGGCGGCCAUGGAGCGUCUCGCUGCGCAGCACGCGGACCUCGAGGACCUGAAUGCGCGCCUGAACGACAAGCUCGUGCAGCUCGUGCGCGACCUGAAAGAGGAGGAGGAGGCGCGCGAGAAGGCGGAUGUCGACUGGUCGCAGCGCUACGAUACGAGCGAGGCGCACACGCGGCACUCGCUAGCCGCGAAGGACGCCCUUAUCGAGUCAUUAGGGCAGCAGGUCGCGCAGGCGCGCGACGAAGCGCGGCGGCUGCAGGAGCAGCACCGCGCCCACGAGGCACAGGCGCAGCGCACGCUGACAGAGGCACAUGCGAAGCACCAGCGCGACGUCGAGCGCCUGCGAGGCGAUCUUGACGAGAAGCUGCAGCUGUGGCAGGAGGCGCAGGACGAUGUCGCGCGGCUACGUGUGGAGACGGGCGAGCUGGCGACCGCGCUACAAGGCGAGACGCGCACGCGACUCCAGGCGCAGGAGCGUUUGGAGAACACGCAGCGUGCGCUCGAACAGGCGCGUCUCGAGGCGGAGCGCGCGUCCUUGGCGGCUGCCGAGUCGGCGCGUCGCGAUGCGUCGUCGUCGGCGCGAAGCCUCGAUGCGUCAACGCGCCCACAGCUGGCGGAGCGCAAUACGCUCCUCUUGGCCGUGUUCGAUGGCCUCGUGCGUGCGCUGGGCGAGGAGGCAGCGCCGGGCGAAGCGCGCUUGCUUCACACCCACUUUUCGCAGUUCCACGACAAGGUGACGCAGCGGCUGCGGCGCCUUGCAGCAAUCCAGACACACUUUUCGCAGCGAGCGGAAGCCCUCGAGAAGGACCAUGCAGCGAGGCUGGCGUACGUAUCUAUGGCACACUGA
Malassezia sympodialis ATCC 42132 is the source of this 2142-nucleotide messenger RNA. RefSeq lists its product as uncharacterized. The transcript has 2 exons. NCBI's taxonomy places the organism in Eukaryota, Fungi, Basidiomycota, Malasseziomycetes, Malasseziales, Malasseziaceae. The record is from RefSeq and is a predicted model, not a curated record. The coding region runs from base 1 to 2142 and encodes 713 amino acids.